This is a messenger RNA of Helianthus annuus (common sunflower), 1507 nucleotides long. RefSeq names its product lipoate-protein ligase LplJ. Gene Ontology annotation, cellular component: mitochondrion. The transcript is spliced from 3 exons. Gene Ontology annotation, biological process: protein modification process. Bases 917 to 1492 code for a protein of 191 amino acids. The record is from RefSeq and is a predicted model, not a curated record. Lineage: Eukaryota; Viridiplantae; Streptophyta; Magnoliopsida; Asterales; Asteraceae.
AAAUACAAUUUUUAGGGGUUUUAGACAUGUUUGAGGCUUCUUUAGGGCUAGUUUUAGGUAGAUUCCAGACUUGUUUAGAGUUGGUAUAAUUGUUUCAAACAUGUUCAAGCCAGUUCAGACGGUUUUUGGCUGGAAUUUUGUCGGAAGUUGGUCUGAAAGAUAAGCUUGAGGUCCUGAAAGUGGGGUGUUUCAAGCGAAGUGAGAAGGCUGUGCUGGGCCUGAAAAGUGGGCCUUGGCGUGCGCCUGGGUGAGCCUUGACAACAAAGUUUGAUAUAUGUAGGCUACAACCCAAUCAUCAAUUUUGUCAUGGGCUCAUGGUAGUUGUUCUAACACCAUGUAUACGUUUUUGGCAUUCGUUUGUCUGAUAUACCGUUUUGAUACUCAGUUCUAGGGUUCAUGAAGUGUCAUAUCAGUAUACCUGUUCUGUUUGUUGCAAUCUAUUCAAAAGGUUAUAUUGUGUGUAAUGAUGAUUUUAGUUGUCUACUUUGUUGUAUCUUAAGUAUACGUUCAGUUUGACAAAUUUAACCAUUAACGCCACGAAGAAUAUUAGAAUUUAAGUAGUUUUUAAAGGAUGAUGCUGUAUAUGGGCAUUUAGAAAUUAGAAGCUGUAAUUUUGGGCAUUUCCAUUUUUUUAUAGCUUGUUUUCUGACAGCUCUAUUUUAGAAAUAUUUUUAUAUGUAUUUUAUUUGUUUUUGUAAAGACCCGGUAAGCCCAAACCAUGAAACCAAACCGAAGCCAAACUGUUAGUAACAGGUUGGUUUCAAAUUUCGACAGUUUGGUUUUGGUUUACAAUAAUAAAAAACCAUUACCGACUAUAUGCUUUUUUGCAGUUCAUUGCACCCUGGAAAUGAUUGUUACAAUCUCACAUUAACAAAAACCGAAAGAAAGAAAAAACAGUUCAUGACAAAGUGCUUUAAUGGCUACACGGCAUGUUGCACAAGCGGGACGUCCGCUAAUGAAUAUCGUCAGAAUGAAGGGGGUGCCCAUCCUACAGCAGUUGGAGAUUGAAGAAUGCCUUUUGCGGACCUCAUCAGACAAUUGGUGCAUCAUAAAUGACGGGGCAGAUAAACCCAACAUCGUCAUGGGCAUUUCUGGGAAACCUGCUGAACUUGUUGAAAUUAAACCUGUUCUAGAAGAUAAUAUUCCUGUCAUACGAAGGUUUACUGGUGGCGGGACGGUAAUAGUUGAUCAUGGGACAAUAUUUGUUUCAUUCAUAUGUAACAAGGAUGAUGUUGCCGAUGUACAACCGUAUCCUCGACCCAUCAUGUCUUGGAGCAGCCUAUUAUACACUCAGGUUUUCCAAGGAAUUGCUGAUUUCAGGCUUCGUGAGAAUGACUUUGUGUUUGGCCUUCGCAAGUUUGGUGGGAACGCACAAUCGAUUACUAAAAAUCGGUGGAUUCAUCAUACAUCUUUUUUGUGGGAUUAUGAGACUCGUAACAUGUCCUACCUCAAGCUUCCUAAACGGGCUCCUGAAUAUCGGCUGGUAUGUUAAUAAUAUUAUCUGUUU